AUGGAGCGCGACGCCAAGGCCGCCCGGCCCGAGCCCCGCUUCGAGGCCAACUUGGCCUCGACCCUCAAGACGCUGCUCUUCUUCACCACGCUGAUGAUCCUGCUGCCCAUCGGGCUCUACUUCUUCUCCAAGGCCUACCUCUUCGAGGGGCUCCUGGGCAUGUCGACCCGCGACGGCUACUUCUACAGCGCCGUGCUGGCCGUGCUGGCCGUGCACACCGUGCUGGCGCUCUUCGUCUACGCGGCCUGGAACGAGGGCGCGCGGCAGGGGCGCGCGGCCAAGCGGGACUGA
Messenger RNA from Podarcis lilfordi (Lilford's wall lizard), 291 nucleotides. The record is from the annotation of a GenBank genome assembly. NCBI's taxonomy places the organism in Eukaryota, Metazoa, Chordata, Lepidosauria, Squamata, Lacertidae.